ACCAUUCUCCUAAUUACGUGACACUCAGCGCAGCAAUGGCAACCAAGAGCCUUCUCCCGGUCCCGGUCACUCUCUGCUUCCUCCUCGUGCUUGCAGCGCAGGGCACAGAGGCUGUUAGUGUCCUCGCAGUCGUCUCUGGCAAAGCGCAAUGCAGAAACAACCCCUCCAGGGUCAUCAGCGAUGCUUCCCUGCACGUGGUGAUAAACGGCACCACGGUCAUCGGCAACGGCAAGACGAGUAGCACGGGCCAGUUCUUGGUGAUGAUGGACGUGACCUCGAAAGACCAGCUGAACUCCCUGGCGAGCAGCGGCAAGGCGGUGAUCACCGUUGCUCCUGGCGUCUGUGGCACUGGCGCGCCUUCCGACGCCGCCGUCGUGACGACCCUGGUAGCGCCGGUGCGGCCGAGAUGCGGUUAUUUAAUGCUUAAAACUAAUUUGGGCAUUUUACUCAGCCUUCUCGACGGCAUCGUCGAUGAUCUGGAUGCAAGCAGCAGCGACGUCAGGGUCGACGUCUGCGCUGGUGGCGGGCUCCCAACACACCAAACCCCCAUGGAACAUGAAGAAGCGUCCGGUAUCAUCUGGAACCUCCUCUCUGCGAUGAAGAACGGCGAUGGAAAGAUGGGUGUCGUGUUCCUUGAGUCCGGUCAGUUCGCCAACGAGCUGAUAACUGAAUCGUGAUGAACGAACCUACGCUAGCAGUGGCCGGCUAGUGGAGACAUACAUAAAUAUGAUAAAUAAAUAGAUCUAAUGGCCAAAGCCAGAUUUCAGUAUGCA
Messenger RNA from Phragmites australis (common reed), 773 nucleotides. RefSeq lists its product as uncharacterized. NCBI's taxonomy places the organism in Eukaryota, Viridiplantae, Streptophyta, Magnoliopsida, Poales, Poaceae. The coding region runs from base 36 to 677 and encodes 213 amino acids. The transcript is spliced from 2 exons. The record is from RefSeq and is a predicted model, not a curated record.